GGAUUAGAACGCCGCUUCCUGUUUCACAACCGGAAGUUUCAUAAAUUGUUGGAUUUUUUUUAUGAUUUAUAGUUAUUUAAUUAAUUCACAACUUAAAUGUUUGUUGUAUUAAAGAUACUGAAAACUGUUGAAUAAACAAAAAACAAAUACAAAAAGUAAAUACAAAAAUAAACGCCUUUCAAACUAUUGCUAUGGAUGUUGCUAUGGAUGUUGCUAUGGAUGUUGCUAUGGAUGUUGCUAUGGAUGUUGCUAUGGACCAUAACACAGUUGUUGUGAAUGUUCAGCGUUAAACGUAAUAAAAGAGUGAGGUGUUGAUGGAGGACAUCAGAAUUAAGACAGAUUUAAACCUGGAUGAUGGACACUCGUCUUCGUUAUUAUCUUCAUCCUCUUCUCUGUCCUCAGUGUGUGCUGAGCAGGACGUGUUGGUGGUGCGGAUGUGUGCUCUCCAGUUAUACAGCCUCAGUGGUGUGUGUGUGUUCAGAGCUCUGAGAGUGUGUGUACUGUGUGAUAACUCCAUCACCGACAUCCAACCGCUGCAGCAGUGUGUGAACUUACUGAAGCUCGACCUCAAAGGCAACCAGAUCUCACAGCUUCCUGAAGCUGCAUUCUGGAAGAAUCUAAAGAAUUUACAGCUGCUGUUCCUACAUGAUAACAAUAUUUCAGUGAUGAACCAUGUGUCAGGUCUAAGUGUUUCUCCUUCACUGAGUGCUUUAACGCUGUAUGAAACUCCACUGAGUCGGACAAGAAACUACAGACACUGUGUCAUUAACAGCAUCAUCAGCCUGAAGGCCCUGGACCAUCAUGUUAUCUCAGAUGAAGAGAUCAUUGAAAAUUGGAAACUUCCUCUCAGAUAUCAGGCCAUGGCACCAAAUUUAUCUCUCAUUCUGUAUUCAUCGGCAACCACGCAGUCAGAUGAAAUUAAAGCACUGCAUCGAAUAAUUUCAGAAAUAAAUAGAGUCCAAGCCUCAUUUUCUCCAACACUCAUCAUACAGAAGUGGAUUAGAGGCCAUUUGACCAGGAAACAUCUGGGAUUGUGUGGAGCACCUGUUCCUCUAAAAACGCUAGUGAGGAAUGUGACUUCAGUGAGUUCAGUAUGGGACAUCAGCAGAAGAUCUUGGAUUAGGAGUGAUCCUCACAUUUUGGAACUACAGAAGGACAUGUUGAGCAUUAGAUCUUUCCACAGCAAGAACCUGACGGACAUCAAACCACCUUGUAACACUCCUCAGCCACAUAACCAUGGAAACAAUCUCAAUAUAAGCUUUCUGGAUGAACAUCCUGGUGAGAUGAUGGGGUUGAAAACUUAUUGUCUGUUUGGCUGUAAGGCCAUGACGUAUUUGUCCAAGCCUUUUGAAGACAUGCUGAUAUCUAGAAAAAGGGACGGGCAGGACAUCCGGGAUGGUAUCAUUCAUUUCCACAAACAGAAAUCCGACCGUCCCACUGCCCCAUGGCCACGCCCACCUAACAUCACUGCAGAGAAACACCUCAAUCGCCGAUUCCAUAAGUACCUAAAGCCUACCACAAUCCAACCCACAGACAGGGCAUAUAAGGAGAGAGAGAAGGAAGAGAGUCUGAGGGAGCGAGCCCAGCGAGUGAUGAAGGUACAGGAUCAACGUGAUGAAGCACGAGGUCGUCGUGAAGGAUUCAUGGCUGCUCAAAGGAGAGAGGCGCUACAGAGACAGAAGUGGGAGCAAGACAAACUGGAGACAACACUCAAACUGCAGACAGCCAAACAGGAGCAGGAGGUGCAGCUAGUUCAUCAGAAGUACCGCAGGUUUUUGGUGGAGAAGCAGAUGAACAUGAUGGAGCAGGAGGCAGUGAAGCGCUUCAGCCGACAGCAUGGUGCUUUGUCUAAAGCCUUUAGUAAACACUACACAGAGCACAAACUCGAUAAGACUCUGCAUGAGAGGAGACGGCGAAUCGCUACACAGAACGCUGGCUUGCAGGCUGUGCAGAGACACCUGGAGAACAGGCAGCAGAGUAAACCAAUGAUGUCCUGGACAUCCAUAAACUCUCUCCCAUUUCAGCAGCUCACAGACAUCAAUCAAACCUCACAUUACAAACCGGCUGAAAUCCAGCCGAUACGAGAAGUGUUGAUCGGACAGAAGUGUUGAUCGGACAGAAGUGUUGAUCGGACAGAAGUGUUGAUCAGACAGAAGUGUUGAUCGGACAGAAGUGUUGAUCAGACAGAAGUGUUGAUCGGACAGAAGUGUUGAUCAGACAGAAGUGUUGAUCGGACAGAAGUGUUGAUCGGACAGAAGUGUUGAUCAGACAGAAGUGUUGAUCGGACAGAAGUGUUGAUCAGACAGAAGUGUUGAUCGGACAGAAGUGUUGAUCGGACAGAAGUGUUGAUCGGACAGAAGUCCCGUCCCAGAAACUGAAACAUCUUGAUAUUCUCUACUUCAUGCUAGAAGCUGAUCACUGAUCAUUCCUUAUAAUCACAACACGGUAAUGGCUCAGUGGUUAAAGCCCUGAGUUACUGAUCACAAGCUUAGUGUUCAAGCAACAGUACUUACGGCCCUAUACACGGCCCUUAAACCUCUCUGCUCCAGGUGACUGUACACAGUUGACCCUUUGCUCUGACCCCAACCAUUUAGCAAGCUGAGAUAUAUGAAGAAGAAUAGAAUCUUAUAGCUAGUUUCUUAGCAACAGCCAGUUCAUAAAGUGAACAGCGCAUGAAAUCCUCAGGUGAAAACUAAACAGCAACAGCGACUAAAAACAGUUCAGCAGAAUCACACAGCAGAACACGGAACAUCAUGGAAAUGCUGGCUGUAGCAUGUGGAAAUAUAUGAGGAAAUAUAUCACAGCAUGGGGAAAUAUAUCACAGCAUGGGGAAAUAUAUCACAGCAUGGGGAAAUAUAUGGGGAAAUAUAUCACAGCAUGGGGAGAUAUAUGGGGAAAUAUAUCACACUGACAAAUUAGAAGACUUUGGGAUCAGCAAAUUUAAAAAAGCUAAAAAAGCUGUGAAAGACAACUGUCACGGUCAGCGCACCGCCCACGCCACCGAACACCAACACCUACAAGCCUCUCCAGAAUACUAGCUCUCCCAGACUACACCUCCCAGAAUCCACCACUGACUUUGAUUACUCCACCACCUGUUCCUCAUCAACCGCUUCCUAUAAAGACUGAACGUGAACUUGACACCAGUGUGAAGUCUUGAUUUGUUCCGGCAAUCAUUCUGAGCAAUUCCCGUGUUUUCUCUGUUCUGGUUUCUGCUUCUGUGUUUUCGUUUUGUGAUUGUUUGCUGCCUGCCCCGACCUUCUGCCUGUCUUACUGUUUCCGAUUUCUGCCUGUUCUCUGACAUUGUGUUUACCUGCCCUGACCUUGCCUGUAUGACUACGGGUUUGUCUUUAUUAAAAGCUGCACAUGGAUCAUCCGCCUUACGACUCUUCGUUACAGAUAACAGUACCUGCUCGAGUGUAGAAGGGCAGAUCUGUCCUUUUUCCUCACUGAUGUGAAAUCAUGUGUCAAACCGUUAUUUAAAGCAGCUGCAUGUUGUAUAUAGC
Molecule: messenger RNA, 3503 nt
Organism: Tachysurus fulvidraco (yellow catfish)
Lineage: Eukaryota; Metazoa; Chordata; Actinopteri; Siluriformes; Bagridae
Gene: lrriq3
Product: leucine rich repeats and IQ motif containing 3
Exons: 9
Coding region: 315-2111 (598 amino acids)
Molecular function (GO): protein binding
Source: RefSeq, a predicted model, not a curated record